UCUCUCUCUCUCUCUCUCUCUCUCUCUCUCUCUCUCUCUCGUAGUGACUCGUGAGGAUUCGCCUAGAGAUUUACAAAAAUAUUAUACCCUUUUAGGGUUGCUGAUAUACUAAUCGUAAAGAGAGGUUUCGUGUAUAUAUAUACAUAUUUAUGGGUUUGAAAGAUAUUGGGGCAAAACUGCCACCGGGGUUUAGAUUUCAUCCGAGUGAUGCGGAGCUGCUUUGUCAUUAUCUUCUCAACAAAAUUAGAUCCAAAUUUAGUCAUUAUGACCAUGACCAUGAUGAUGAUGGAGAAGCUAAUAUGAGGAAGGGUGGUAAUACUGAUCUCGUGGAAAUUGACCUCCAUACUUGUGAGCCAUGGCAGCUUCCUGAGGGGGCGAAGCUUAACGCGAAAGAAUGGUACUUCUUCAGCUUUAGAGAUAGGAAGUAUUCAACAGGAUACCGUACGAACAGAGCCACCGUUUCUGGCUACUGGAAAGCGACGGGAAAAGAUCGGAUGGUCGUGGAUCCUCGAACGAGACGGACGGUGGGGAUGAGGAAGACUCUUGUAUUCUACCGAAACAGGGCUCCCAACGGUAUCAAGACCACUUGGGUCAUGCACGAGUUCCGUCUUGAGUGCCCUAGUGCUCCCCCCGAGGAAGACUGGGUCCUGUGCAGAGUCUUCAACAAGUGCAAAGAAUCUCAAAUUGAAGACAACGAGUCAAGGUUUGCUAGUUCCACUCCUCCUUACGCCACUAAUUACACCCAGAUGGCACGAUCAUCCCCUCCAUUGCGCAAUAAUGAUCACAACCAUCAUCGUGAGAUCCCAUGUGGAUGGGAGCAGAUAUACCGGCCAUCAUCAUCCCCUCCGUCGAGCAACAUCGACCAUCCUGAAGAUCAAACGAUGAAGAUUCCAUGUGGUUGGGAUCAGAUGAUGGGGUUGGUCUCCUCAUCUUCCAGUCACGGUCCUCAGACUCACGAGUCUUUGUUGAACCUGCUUUACGGCAGUGGCCUGGAGUUUUGUGACGAUGAGAAUGACUAUGGAAACGUGUUCUCCGGCAUGGAUUUGGAGAAGGGAUCAUCGUCUUCUGAUGGUUUGGUAUCUGAUAUUCACUUGGAGAACGAUAGGUUGAGCUUUGAGAUCCACAAAACUACGGUAGCAUUCCACUACCAAUGAAAGGGAAAAAGAAAGAAGAUAUACAUAUUUAUAUAUAAUUACAAUUAUAUCCACGGAUAAGAUAUGCAUGUACAUAUGUGAUAUUUGGUGUGUCGUUUAGUUUUUUCUU
This is a messenger RNA of Tarenaya hassleriana, 1263 nucleotides long. RefSeq names its product NAC domain-containing protein 21/22-like. The transcript is spliced from 3 exons. Gene Ontology annotation, molecular function: DNA binding. The record is from RefSeq and is a predicted model, not a curated record. Gene Ontology annotation, biological process: regulation of DNA-templated transcription. Bases 150 to 1154 code for a protein of 334 amino acids. NCBI's taxonomy places the organism in Eukaryota, Viridiplantae, Streptophyta, Magnoliopsida, Brassicales, Cleomaceae.